UACUUCUUCUAAGAGGGUUUUACCAACAGCACCAAUGCCCAAGAAUUCUCCCCAAACAACUGGAUCUUACCGGAGGAGGCAAACAAACUUAGUUGUGGCAGCUGCGAGGAGCAGAGGGGAGAAUGCCCUUAGUCAGUCCUGGGAGCUCGAGGGAGUCGGACUGCCUCGGUAAGAACAUGCACUUUAGGAGCAGUGCUCCCCUUUUGCUGUUGCUGCUUCCUCUUUGUCUGCUGGGGAGGGUAGUGGAGGUGAAAAGUCAGGAGAGGGGGUACCUGCAGGAGGCUCUCAAGGCCUUGGAUCUCCCCCCAGGGAUGGACAACGAACCACAGCUCCAGAGGAACAAAACUGGUCUCCUGAUCACCACGCUUCUUCAGGCAGUGCGCUGUGCAGAGCGAAUUGGGACCUCUCAGGAGAUCUGUGACAAGUGCCUGACACCAGAUGUAGCCAUCUCUGUGCUCGAGGAUGAUGAAAAGGCUUAUUUCACUGAGGAGGACUACCAGCGAAUCGCGACUGUUCUGCUGUACUACACAAUUAACCUGCAAGAUCUGUGUGUGUCAAACACUGCCUCCCCUUCCUCCCUUUCCUCCUCCUCAUCUGGGAACUAUCAGUUCUACGUUUUGGCCCUCACCAAUCUACACCCAGCCGAGGACAACCAGUUCCUCUCACUUAGCGAGACAGAGAGUAUUCUGCAGCUCAUCAACCAGCACUACAACCCGUCCAACCAAGAUACCUCAUCUGAUCUGCAAUGUAUUGAUGCCACUCAUCUACUUGAAGAUGUUGACAUAGAAGAAAAUCCAGGUGCUGGUGAGUCUUCUGUGCCCAAAGUGGCUGCAGCCAUCAUCAGCCAUAUCCUGAAGGGCCACUGUUUCGGACGGAGGAACCUCCCCUCACCUGCCUUCUUUACCGACUACAUCUUUCAAUCCCUGAAUCGUACAAGUAACCUGCAGAUUAUAGACUUAGAGGAGUUGCUUCUUCAGUUGGGAGUGGGUCGGGAGGGAGCCACUCUCUCUCAUGACAGGAAGAGGCGGAGCGUCAUGGGCAGUUCACAGAGAGGAGCGGGGCAUCAGGUGGAUGGCUGUAACCAUGAAACUGGUGGAAUAAACAGAGAUUGGGCACAGGUAUGUUUUUCAGCCAAUCAGUUGGUGGAUAUUUUUGCUCUGGAUCCUCAUUUGCCAAUCUCCAGGGAGCACUUCAGACAAAUUUGCCCGGCCAUUAUUCAGCAGUUGCUAGGCAACGCCUGUGAGUCUGCUGAUCAAAAAACAAGAAGAUCUCUGCCCACUGCUCUCGAGAAGUAUGGCUACAGCACAGCCGCUGUCCUGCUCAUCACGGUAGGCUCCAUGUUCGGUAUCUGCCUGAUCUUCUUCAACUCCUGCCAGGAAACCUACACACUCAUCCUGCAGCUGUUUGUGGGCCUGGCAGUGGGAACCCUCUCAGGAGAUGCUCUCCUGCACCUCAUACCACAGAUUCUGGGCCUCCAUGAUAACACUCACAGUCAUGAUGAUGAGCACUAUACUGAAGGAAAGGAGUAUCUGUGGAAGAUUCUGGGCAUGAUUGCUGGGAUUUAUGGCUUUUUCCUUAUUGAAAGAAUGUUCUCCUUUUUUGUUCCUUCUCAAGGCCAUGGUCACUCCAGUGACCUUCCCUUAGAGCUCAGCUGCAAUGGUCAGUCACAGAGGGGCAAGUCCAUCUCCACCAUACAGCUGGGACCAGUGGAUGACUUGGAGUGUACAGAAGUAUCUCUUGAACAUGCAGACACAAGGAGUCCUUCACAUCAGAGACAAGGGGUUCCUCUGCUGGCUGUGAUGAUAAUCGUGGGAGACAGCCUUCAUAACUUCGCCGAUGGCCUCGUUGUUGGGGCGGCCUUCUCCUUUUCAGCCGAGACUGGCAUGGCGACCACGGUGGCUAUCCUGUGCCACGAGAUCCCGCACGAGAUGGGGGACUUUGCAGUGUUGCUCAGCUCUGGACUCUCAGUGAAGACUGCUGUGCUAAUGAACUUUCUCAGCGCUCUGACAGCCUUUAUGGGCCUCUACAUCGGACUCUUUGUUUCUUCAGAGACAGAGGUGCAGCAGUGGAUCUUUGCUGUCACUGCUGGGAUUUUCCUCUACUUGUCACUUGUAGAAAUGCUUCCUGAGAUGUGUCGAGUGAAGACCGACCGACCAUGUCUCAUGUUUCUCCUACAGAACCUUGGUCUAUUGAUGGGUUGGGCCUGUCUUUUGCUCCUCGCACUCUUUGAACAUGAACUCAAAUUCUAAAUUCUCACACACACACACACACACACACACACACACACACACACACACACACACACACACACACACACACACACCUAAGUGUACAUGACAUACAGUAUCUAUUCAAACAGGUUUGAAGUGAAAUGAGUGUUGACUUGAUUUUUAGCGUUCUUUGAAAUUUUCUUUGACUUGCUGAUUAUUAUCUGCUGCUGUGCACAACUCUCAACUCUAUUUGUGCAAGUGUUAUUGUCAUUACUGGUCAACGAGUGAGUAUUUCAUGAUGUUUUAGUCUCAGCACUGGAUGAUACAGUAAAUAUGUCAUGUAUAGCUGUAUGAAUCCUUUCCUUUUUAUACAUAAUGAAUUAUUUUUGUAUGUGUGGGUGUCAUGGGUGUCUGUAUCUGGACAUUUGAUGUCUAGUUUAAACUUUAAUGACCUUAUUUGGCAGUAUCAAAUGCAAUUGUGCAUAUCUGUUAUUCAGUGAAAUAUUCAUGUUGCCUCAGACAAUCCGAUUAUUUGAUUUUGAAGUCAUUUCUUACCAGCAAUAUACAAAGUAUUAUAAAUUUACUUCUUUUGGUUGAUAUGUAUUUUUUGUCUUUAUAUAGAUAGUAAGCUAGUUCAUGUGGGAAUCUAUUGAUUUUGUACAAUUUUUUUUAGUAUACAUAUUGAUUUGGGUAACAGUUUAUUCUACAGACCUGUAAUUUCUGCAUAAUUUUCUUAAUAUUUUCCAAGAAGUUUCCUUAAAAGACAGUGAAGUUUAGUACAGAUUACAAGGUAAAUAGAGGCAGUAUUCAGCUAGUACACUUUGAAUUAAUUAAUUUCACUUAAAGGGACACUCCGAUGAUUUGAUAUUGCCCUUUGACAAAAUUGGACUGUUGGAUACAGUUAAUAUUUAAUCCAUUUUUAUUUAGUUCCUUUCUGCCUGGUAAAUGGUCAUGUCUUUCAAAGUCAACCUACCCAUUUAUUUCACAGAUAUUAAUAUUAAUAUAUAUAAUAUUAUAAUAUUUUCCUAAUAAUAAGAACUAAAUUACAUACAGUAGUGUUUUCCAGGAAACUCAGGAUAUUAUUAGAGAAAUUAUUAGGAAACUACAAACUCAUAAUAGAGCAUUACCUUAACUGGAACUGCUUAUAAAUACAACAAAGCCCAAUUGGCUUAAUCAGCAACUCUAAUAUUAGGUGCAAAAAAGGACUAAUAGCUUUUUGUUAAACUUAAACUGCUCUAAAAUACUUUUUUUGAAGCCCUGUUUUUACAAACAUUGCUCUCUUUCAGCUUCUCAUCUCCGAGGUAUGGUUCUUUGUUUUUGAGGCCGCUCUGUGAUCCAAUAUGAGGGCACUUCCACCCACCUGAGCCAUUUGUUCUCUUCAUCCACCAACCUGGAUGACUAAUGCUUGCUGUAAAAGACAGACAAAACUCUGGAGCGAACCAGCCCACACGGCGCACGCGCUCUUUACCGGCCAGAGUGGGGCCUGCAGUAGGAGGUGGUGGAA
This is a messenger RNA of Xiphias gladius (swordfish), 3714 nucleotides long. Its product is annotated as zinc transporter ZIP12-like. Gene Ontology annotation, cellular component: membrane. Bases 123 to 2249 code for a protein of 708 amino acids. The record is from RefSeq and is a predicted model, not a curated record. Gene Ontology annotation, biological process: intracellular zinc ion homeostasis; zinc ion import across plasma membrane. The transcript is spliced from 13 exons. Gene Ontology annotation, molecular function: zinc ion transmembrane transporter activity. NCBI's taxonomy places the organism in Eukaryota, Metazoa, Chordata, Actinopteri, Istiophoriformes, Xiphiidae.